Staurois parvus is the source of this 378-nucleotide messenger RNA. Lineage: Eukaryota; Metazoa; Chordata; Amphibia; Anura; Ranidae. The record is from the annotation of a GenBank genome assembly.
UCCAGCCUGAUGACCCGGUGUUCGUGAUCCAGCCUGAUGACCCGAUCCAGCCUGGAGCCCGCCCGCUGUCAUGCCAGGUCACUCGGUGCCCGCUGUCGUGCCAGAUGACUCGGUGCCCGCUGUCGUGCCAGAUGACUCGGUGCCUGCUUGUCGUGCCAGGUGACUCGGUGCCCGCUGUCGAGCUUGAUGAACUCGGUGCCCGCUGUCGUGCCAGAUGACUCGGUGCCUGUCGAGCCAGGUGACUCGGUGCCCGCUGUCGAGCUUGGUGACUCGUGCCCGCUGUUGUGCCAGGUGACUCGGUGCCCGCUGUCGUGCCAGAUGACUCGGUGCCCGCUGUCGAGCUUGGUGACUUGGUGCCCCGCUGUCGUGCCAGGUGAC